Messenger RNA from Notothenia coriiceps (black rockcod), 594 nucleotides. It is a transcript of the gene epsti1, whose product is annotated as epithelial stromal interaction 1. The record is from RefSeq and is a predicted model, not a curated record. Lineage: Eukaryota; Metazoa; Chordata; Actinopteri; Perciformes; Nototheniidae. The coding region runs from base 107 to 556 and encodes 149 amino acids. The transcript has 4 exons.
CCUCCCCCCGCUGUAUGUGCAGUAAACACAUAACAGGUUAGUUGAAUCUACAGAACAGCAUCUCAGUGACCCUGUUCCUGUUUACCAUCUGUUCUGAGAGACAGACAUGGAUCCUUAUCAGAACCAGAGGGACUACAGGAACCAGCAGAACCCCGGGAGAACCGCACCUGGAACACCUGAAACAUCUGGAACAUCUGGGGGUGAUCAGACACCUGUAGACCCCGGAAGAGAGGACCCUGAAGCCCGGAACACACCUGCGAACAACCGGGAGCCUCAAUACUCAGUUGGGUUUACGAUGAUCCCGCCCAAUGAAUCCCGACGAAGCAAGACUCAAAUGAUGGCUCAGAAAGAACUGGAGGACCUCCAGAAGUGGAAAGAGGAAAAUAAGCCCAAACCUGUGCAGCCCGUCUCAGAGAAGCUGGGUGGGAACGCAACAUUGUCUGCAGUCAGGGAGAAGCAGCAUUUAGAAUUACAACACGCCAAACUGCAGAAGAGGGUACUUCCUCACACGUUUACUGCCAUAAACACAGAAUACACUCAUUUCACACGCCCUUAACCCUGAGACGCACAAGUGGGUCUUUUUGGACCUGGUUU